Molecule: messenger RNA, 1368 nt
Organism: Chrysochloris asiatica (Cape golden mole)
Lineage: Eukaryota; Metazoa; Chordata; Mammalia; Afrosoricida; Chrysochloridae
Gene: ZNF19
Product: zinc finger protein 19
Biological process (GO): negative regulation of transcription by RNA polymerase II
Molecular function (GO): DNA-binding transcription repressor activity, RNA polymerase II-specific
Source: RefSeq, a predicted model, not a curated record
AUGAGGGCAGCCAUGCCCCUGACAGCCCAACAACAGGAGGUGGUGACCUUCGAGGACGUGGCUGUGUACUUUACUAGGACAGAAUGGGCUGGCCUUUCUCCUGUGCAGCGGGCCCUGUACAGAAAUGUGAUGCUGGAGAAUUAUGGGAACUUGACCUCCCUGGGAUACCUAGUUCCCAAAUCUUCUCUGGUCUCACUCCCGGAGGCAGGGGAUUUGUCUCGGAACAUGAAGUCACAGGAUGAUCCACCUGCAGAGAUGACCGAAGACAUUUAUAAAGAUGCUGAGACCAACAUUUACAGUGAGUCCACAGCAACACAGGGAAUCUCUGGAGAAAGAGAUGUGAUGAUAUCUUGUGGGCUGCAAAAGAGUGUUUUUCAGGGAUCUGACUUCCUGGAAACAUGUGACCUGGAGAAGCACCCCACAGUGAAAAAUAUUAGAGAAAAGCUUGAGAGAAUCCCCUAUGCAGGGAAACCUUUCAGAUGUGAGGCGUGUGGGAAAUGCUUCAGCUAUUCCUACUAUGCGAGACACCAGAGAGUUCACACUGGCGAGAAACCAUUUGAGUGUCAUGACUGUGGAAAAGCCUUUAAUGGCACUUCCUCCCUAAUCCGCCAUCAGCGAAUCCAUACCGGAGAAAGACCCUAUCAGUGUGAGGAGUGCGGACGAGCCUUUAAUGAUAAUGCCAAUCGGAUCAGACAUCAGAGGAUCCAUACUGGAGACAGACCCUGUCACUGUAAGGAGUGUGGUAAUAGUUUCACCAGUAGUUCUGAGUUUGUUAUACACCACAGAAUACACACUGGGGAGAAACCCUAUGAGUGUAAUGAGUGUGGAAAAGCUUUUGUUGGCAACUCACCACUAAUUCGGCAUCAGAAAAUUCACACUGGAGAGAAGCCAUAUGAGUGUAAUGAGUGUGGCAAAAGCUUCAGAAGGACUUCCCAUCUUAGCCAACAUCAGCGUAUUCAUGCAGGUGAAAAGCCUUAUUCUUGUAAAGUAUGUGGCCAAGCUUUUAAUUUCCAUACAAAACUUACUUGACAUCAGAGAAUCCAUAGUGAGGAGAAGCCACUUGAGUGUGUAGAUUGUGGAGAAGCCUUCAGUGCUAAGGAACAGUUAAGAAGACAUCUCAGAAUCCAUAUUCAGGGGUCUUCCCUGGUAUGUGAUGAGUGUGGAAAAGACUUCCCCAGCAAAAGAAAUCUUUGUCAGCGUCAGAAAAUUCACAUUGGGGAGAAACCCUGUGAGUGUAGAAAGUAUGAAAAAACGUGUAGGACUUCUUCCCAACUAGGUCAUCAUGAGCAUGUCCUACUAGGAGAGAAGCCCAUGCUAGACAUUUGUCAUUUUGGCCUCCCAGAAUUUUUUACACCCUUUUAUUGGUAA